AUGAGCAAAUCUUAUAAACUCUCUUUACCUUCAGCACUAAAACCUGGUAACAAUCUCUUGGCUGGAAACAGAUUCAGAUACACUGAUGCUUCCAAACUUAGCAACAACAAGUCCAAAUCUCGCAAGCUCUCAUGGUACAGAACAGUUCUUGAUUCAGGAAGUGAGAUAGUCUUGAAAUGGAACUGGGUCUUCAUUGUCUCCUGUAUGGUUGCUCUCUUAAUCGACCCUUUGUACUUGUUCGUGCCAACCAUUGGAGGGAACGUAGCUUAUCCCUGCGCAAGAACCGACACGAGUUUGAGAAUCCUCGUUACCUUCUUCAGAACAGUUUUUCUAGUACACUAA
This is a messenger RNA of Microthlaspi erraticum, 342 nucleotides long. The record is from the annotation of a GenBank genome assembly. NCBI's taxonomy places the organism in Eukaryota, Viridiplantae, Streptophyta, Magnoliopsida, Brassicales, Brassicaceae.